AGGAAACAAGCUAGCUUCGAUAUGCCAGCGGACGGCUGAGUCAAACAUUCAUGAAACAUGUAUCAAUUGACGUGUAUCGAGGGAAAGGAAGGGUGGUUCGCUUCUCCGAUGAAGUGUUUUGCAUUGCACAGCAAAGACACCGAGAGAUCAGCGCAUAUGAUGCGGAUAGCAUAAGGUAGUUGUAUCCCUACCGACACUCCACUGCCUAGCAUAGCUGGUAUGUAUGCAUACACACACACACACAUAUACAUCCAUGCACAUAUCACCCGAUCAGCCAGUCGUCUGUCUGUCGGCAAUUCUCUCCGCCAGGUGGCUGCUGGCCGGCUCCAUUUGGGACGGACGGUGGCGCUUUGCGCUGAGGCUGCCUGGCUAACACGAGUGUGGGGCCGGGCCGGGCUGGGCCGGCGGCACGUCCGUCUAUCUGCCCACACCCACGGAAAGUCAUCGAUCUAUCUGUGUGUCUAGUGGAAGCCGCCCCAGGAUGGCGGCAGGUGGUACCACCUGACGUACCGGAACGCAGACAGACAGACAGACAGACAAACACAGGGCAUGAAUGUGCGGCCAGUUAGCUGUGGUGAUUGUGUGCGGUGGGGUGCGAGUGUAGACCACCAAUGCGAGCAGGGCACGCCGGGAGGAAUCUUGAGGGACAAAUCCAUCGCCUGCAUAGCAUACAAUACACGCAACACAAUCAACACAGACAGACAGCACCGGGCCAGCACAUGUAUGCAUGCCAUCCAGGUGAUUGCGAUGCGAUGCGAUGCGGUGGCUUUGAUUCAUUCACUCAACCCUCUGCCUGCCCUCACAAAGCAACGAAUGAAUGCAAUUACUCACCUCAGUGUGGCAUGCGCGGAUGGAGGUGUCGAGUUGCACCAUGUUGUCCGACAACUCGGACAUGAUGGGGAUGGCAACUUCCUCCUCGCCGGAACUGCUGCUGCUGCUGGUGCUGGUGCUGCUGGUGGGCGAGGAUGCUGCCGACGAGGAGUUGCUGCCCUCGAAGAUGUCACUCAGGAACUGCAAUCAAAAAAAGGGAGUCAUGAUCGGUACCUACUGUUGCCUGCAGGGAGUCCGUAUAUCCAUCGGUGUACGUACGUACGUACCUGCAGUGCGCUUCUCUUCCAUGGAACGCAUCCCCACUCCUCGAACCCCGACACCCACAUGUCGUACACCUCCAGAUGAUCCCUGCAUGCAUUGCAAUGCAUGCAUCACACAUACACACACACAUACACCCGCGUGGCCACCAUUGACAAUUGUCCUCGUGUGCGUGCAACAUCGGUUAUUUGCUUGACUACUCACUGGCACUGGUCGAUGAAGGCCUCAACAUGUUUCUUGAGAGGGAGUGCAGCGUCAUUGUGGGCGCCGGCGUUGCUGAGGGCAGCGGCCCUGACCAUGCGCCUGAACAUGGUGUUGGCCCGGCUGCCCUGCCACACCUUGGUCCGAUUGCUGAAGCACCCCACACGGAACACGCCACUCAUCAGCAGCUCACGGUCGGCCUUCUGCUUGGCACAUGACGCCUUAAUCGACGCCACACUCGACAGGCGGCUGAGACCGGUGAACACGUCGCCUAAUGUGUGGACCGACAGACACAUGCGUACAUCCAAUCCAUGAGCGUGUAUCUAUCAUAUCAUGCAUAAUCAAUCAAUCAGUGAGCAAGUAUGUGUGGGUGUGGGUGUGGGGUAUGCGCACGUUGAGCCUCGAUGAUCUCCUUUGGUGUGUUAGACAGAUCCGUGAACAGCUGCUCGUAUCGCCUGCCGUACGCCCCCUCGGGCCCCGUCGCAUACGACAGGAACGUCACACCCACAGUCUGAGUCACCAAUACACAGAAGAACCCCUCUCUGAACGUCGGUCGCACCACACCAACAGACAACACAUCACGACAGACGAACGGACAGACAGAGCAACACCACCCAUAGUGCUGCUGCUUGAAACCUGAGCCCACUCCUCACUCACCGAUUUGCGCCCUGGAAGGCCGCAGUGUUCCAACUCUUGCACGCACGUAGGAUGCUCUUAAUGGAGGCUGCACACACAAAACACAGGGCCGUGAGGGACAUGGCGAGAGGGAGAGGGAAGUGAGCUUUUUCGUCUAUUUCCCCCGGCGCACCGAGGUCGGAGCACACGCAGAUGGACAGCAGGAGGUUGUCGGGAAGCUCCCGCCAGCCAGCCUGCGCCAUCGCUGUG
This is a messenger RNA of Vitrella brassicaformis, 2175 nucleotides long. The record is from the annotation of a GenBank genome assembly. NCBI's taxonomy places the organism in Eukaryota, Vitrellaceae.